GCCAGGGGAGGAUGUUCCAGAGCGGUGGUCUUUUCAUGCGUUCUGGAGCUCCGUGCGUACUGGCUUUCAAGAUGAUUUUAAGGAGGCACUAGGGUUUAUUUUCUUCCUCCUUUCUUUUUAAAAAAAAAUCCAACUGGAACCUUCCGACACCUCUGCGUUUACUUGGAUUGAAAAGAGAUGCGCACACGUUCACGAGGCUACAUUGUCCGGACACCGCGAGAGGAGGAGAGGAGCAUGUAACCGGGAGAGAGACGCACCGGCGGCGGCACCACCACCACCACCACCACCUGACACUUUCCUCACCCUCUCAUUAUCUGAGCCUCCUCGGUGUGUUGACUCGACCCAAUCCUGUUGUUUUUUUUGGAUUUAACCUGCAGCAAAAAUGACCGAGGAAGUGUCAGAGGUCCCAAAAGAGCUCCUUGAGAGUGUGCGGGAUGCAGUGGGGAGGAAGGUGAAGCUGUCGCUGAGGAGGAGAGUCAAACUGGAGAUAAAAGGAGACAAGACGGAGAACAGAGUCCUGGCGCUUGCUUCGCAUCGAGCAUACCUUUUGACAGCGCGCAUUCCAGCCAAGGUGGAACACUCCUUGAAUUAUCUGGAGAUCCAGGGGAUUGCUUGCAACAAGCCGACACAGCUGUCCAUAGAGUAUGAGCGCGGCUCCUUUUCUCUAAAGCUGCUCUCCACAGACGAGGUCAAUGAGGUGGUCGCUCACGUCGGAAACUGUCUGCAGAGGAUAUGUCCGGGUCUACCACCUGGUAAAGUGAUGAAGAAACUCAGCAUGGAGCCUCCAGACAGGCUGACUUCUUUACAGGCACUAUGGGAGAGCAACAAACCUGCUGAACCUGGACCAUGUGGUGGUUUCUCUCAGAUGUACAGGUGUGUUUGUGAUUGGCUGGGGCUGCCUUACAGAGAGGAGGUUCAGUGGGAUGUAGACACCAUCUAUUUAACUCAAGACACCAGAGAGCUAAACCUGCAGGAUUUCAGCCAUCUGGAGAACAGGGAUCUGGUUGCCAUAAUAGCAGUCCUGGAGUUCAACCAGUGGUUUACCAAACUCUCCACCAAGGAUUAUAAAUUGUCUGCAGAUGUGUGUGAGCAGAUCCUUAGGGUGGUGGCCAGAUCCAGUCGUCUGGAAGAGUUGGUUCUGGACAACGCAGGACUCAAAACUGAUUUUGCCCAAAAGCUAGCUGCUGCCCUGGCCCAUAACCCCAGCUCAGGACUCACCACCAUUAAUCUCGCCAACAACCCGCUGGAGGACAGAGGUAUCUCCUCGCUCGGUGCUCAAUUUGCCAAACUCCGUAUGGGUCUCAAGCAUUUAAACUUCUCCAAGACCUCACUAUCACCCAAAGGGGUGAACAGCCUUUGCCAGUCACUGAGUGCCAACCCGUCCAUCCCCAGCAGCCUGGUCCAUCUGGACCUCUCAGGGAAUAUCCUCCGAGGAGACGACAUGCAGCAUUUCUUCAACUUCCUGGGUCAACCAAACAGCCUGGCAACCCUUGACCUGUCCAACACCGACUGCUCAUUGGACCAGGUUUGCUCUGCUCUGCUGCGAGGCUCGGUCCAACAUCUGUCUGUUCUCAAUGUGUCAAAGAGCGUCUUCCCUCACAGGAAAGGCAAAGAGGUGCCGCCGUCAUUUAAGCACUUCUUCAGCAGUGCCAUGUCUCUCAGCUCCAUCAACGUGUCGGGAACCAAGCUGCCACCAGAGGCCCUCAAAGCACUUCUUCUUGGCCUGGCCAGUAACCCCAAUCUGAAGGAUGUGUCUUUAGACCUGAGCUGCUGUGAGCUUGGCCAUUGUCUGCGGUCAGGAGGCUCCCAGAUCCUUGAAGGGUGUAUUGCUGAGAUCCCAAACAUUUCCAGUCUGGAUAUCUCUGACAAUGGCCUGGACUCCGACCUGUCUACUCUACUGGUGUGGUUGGCUAAAAACCGGUCCAUCAGACACCUGUCUCUGGGCAAGAACUUCAACAAUAUCAAGUCAAAAAACCUCGCUCCAGUGUUGGACAGUCUGGUCCAUAUGAUCCAGGAGGAAGAGUCGCCCCUCACCUCCCUAUCCCUAGCCGACUCCAGACUAAAGAGCGACCUGACCAUCGUUCUGAACGCCCUCGGCAGCAACACGUCGCUUACGAGGCUCGACAUCAGUGGAAAUGCCAUGGGAGACAUGGGAGCCAAAAUGCUGGCCAAGGCUCUGCAGAUCAACUCCAAACUCAGGACUGUGAUCUGGGAUAGGAACAACGCUAGCCCCCAGGGUCUACAGGAUGUAGCAGCCGCUCUGGAAAAGAACUUCACCAUUCGUUUUAUGCCGAUCCCAAUCAUCGAUGCCUCCCAGGCUCUGAAAGCAAACCCCGAGAAAACAGAAGACGCCUUACUAAAGAUUGAGAAUUAUCUAUACAGGAAUCAUGAAACCAGAAAAUACUUACAGGAACAGGCCUAUCGACUACAACAAGGCAUCGUAACCACAACCACACAACAGAUGAUUGACCGGAUAUGUGUCAAGGUUCAGGACCACUUGAACUCUCUGAGAAACUCGGAGGCAGACAACAUUUUGGAGGAUGUCAAAGCAGCUGAAAACCUCAUCAAAGAUGCGAGGAAUUCCAAGACUCUGCUCCCUAACCUCUAUCAUCUCGGAUCGGCUUCCAGAGAGGAGGUGAACAGCUCCUCCAUGGGGCCCAUUCAGGAGAAACUGGAGUCUAUGGCGGGGGAGGUGACGACCGUCAUGGACCAACAACUGCAGACUCUACUGGAGUCUAUGGUGGAUGCAGCAGAGGCUCUGUGUCCCCAUGUGAUGAAGAGGAGUAAUCUCCGUCAAGACCUAGUGAAGUCCAGCUCGUCCAAGAUGGUUGUACCGAAGAGUUUUGUAACCAAAACCCUCCUGGAGCAGUCAGGGGUGGAUAUUAUCAACAAGAUCAGUGAGGUGAAGCUGAGUUUAGCGUCCUUCUUGUCUGAUCGCAUUGUUGACGAGAUUUUGGAAGCUCUCUCUUCUUCACAACAUACACUGGCAGAUCAUCUGGUGAGACGAGGUCGUCCCUUGAUGCAGCAGGAGUCUGUGGAUCUGGAUGUCCCCGAGGAGAAGAUUCCAAAACGGGCAUCGACAGAGAUACUGGAGGGUGAGCGGCUGGAAGACCUGGAGACGGGCUUUAUGAGUCUGUGCUGCACCAGUAUGACCCCGAAAUCCAAGAGGAAAAGCAUUCACAGCAGAAUGUUGCGUCCAGUGUCUCGUGCCUUUGAAAUGGAGUUUGACCUGGAUAAGGCCCUGGAGGACGUCCCUGUCCACAUUGAAGACACUGCAGGUUCAUCUCAUACCCCACCUACUCCAUCUCAGGGCCUGUCCAAACUGGACCAGCGUCCAUCAGGAGGGAUGGUGGAACUUCCAUCUGAGGAGGAAAAAAAGCUACAGCACUUUACCAAAUUACGGCCCAAGAGGAACAAGAAAACACAGUCCAGCAAAGUACCUCAAAUCAACAGUACUCCAUCUCAGGAUGGGGAGCAGAACGGCCUUAUGGGAAGGGUGGAUGAAGGUGUGGAUGAAUUCUUCUCCAAGAAAGUCACCAAGAUGGAUUCAAAACGUUCCCUGAAAAGUUCAGAAUCUCAGGAUGGAGAGAAGAAAAAGAAAGGAGGAUUCCUCAACCUUAUCAAACGAUCCUCCAAAUCAGACAAAUCAGAUAAAUCUGAUAAAUCUGACAAAUCUGACAAGUCAGAGAAGAGCCAAGCCACCCCUCCAUCCUCCACACCAUCCUCAGCUCCAGCUCCCACCAUCCCUGAAGAGCCCUCCUCACCAAAGGUGGCAGUAAAGAGCCCAGCACUGGAGCCAAAGUCAAGAGAUGCCUCUAGUCGCUCCCAGCCCACAGACUACAGCAGCAGCUCCGACCGGUCAGAAGAGCUGAGGACACCGGACUCCAUAGAUGAGCCAUGGGAGGGUUCAGACGGGAGGGGCAGCCCCCAGGGAGGAAAACGCUACCCGGGUGUACAGAUGAUGGGCAGCGGCCUCCUGGCAGAGAUGAAAGCCAAGCAGGAGAGGAGAGCACACAAGUCUUCCAGCCCUGACAGACCUGACAGCAACGCAACAGCCAAACCCCAGCCCCCCACUCCAGAAAACAGGUCUCCCAGUGGCGCCAUCAAUAAACCCGACCCUCUUACUGCAUCUCCAGAGAAGACCCUGCCUCGUGGCGAGACCAAGCCUGAAACGGUCCCUCGUCUCAGGGGUACCUCCUCUUCCAGCUCCCAUGGUGGACCCUUAAGUCCCAAACCCCCAGUGCCCCAGGGAGCGAAGCCCGCCCUGGCUGCCCGACCGACCAUCCCUCAGAAACCAAGGACCGGCAGCACCAGCAGGAGCAUAGAUGAGAGCGCUGAUUCCCCCAGCAGUGGCAGUGUAUCCCCUAAAGUCACAGUUCUGCCUCCCACACUGAAGAGGGCGACGUCAGAGAAGGACAAAGAGGGUUCGACCGGUCAGCAGCCCGGAGGGUCGGUCAACAAACCCACUCAGGAAGUGAAGACGGCGUCAGACUCUGUUCAGAGACCCAGCCCUCUACGCACUAACUCUGAGGACCACGGCCCCUUCAAGAACAAGGACCAGUCCAUGAAACCUGACAAAGACAAGGGAGCAAAGAAGUCCUCGGAAUCCGGAGAGGAGGCAGAUAAUGAGAUCAUUUUAAUAUAACUAGGGCAAAUUUAAAGCAAAAACCUGCUGGCAAGCCUCACCUUCUCCUUCAGAAAAGCAAAUAAUGGGAAAUUUAACAGUUUUUCAUCUUUGCAAGAAGUUUCACUUGAUGUCAAGUAUGUACGAGAUCCUCUAGUGUCAGGUAAUUGUAAGUUUCAGAAUAAAUCAAAUUUGAUAAUGAUGUUAAUUGACCGUUUUUGGAGACUCAUAGCAAACAAACUGCUUAAUUUCCUAAGAGCUUCCUUCCUGUUCAGCGUUUCCAGUAUCAACUUCAACACAUCUCUGAAAAAUUCAUGCCUCAAAAAAAAAAAAAAAAAAAAAAAAAGAAAGCAUUCUCUGAAGUUAAAACAGUGCAUUUCAGCAGAUGUUUGUAAACCAAUGAGACGUGACGCUUCAGGACCCAGUUGACUAUCAGUGUAGAUCUAAAACCACAGUCAUGUACUAAUAAUCUGUCUUGUCGCUAUUUGUCACAGUAGCUUAUCUCCCAGGGACCAAACACUCAACAACCACACCUGUAUCACAGUACUGUACUUCAAACCUAAAAUACAUACAUACAUUUUUCUCAACAUAUUUGUAUAGAUUUUUCUCUCCACUAUUUUUAGGACGUGUAAGUUAACCUUUAUUUUCACCGGACUUCAGAGGUUACUGAAUCCAUUAUGCAAUUCAUCUUUUUUACUGGAAUAUACAGGUUCCGCUGAGAAUCUCAGCACCAACAAAUGUCAGAAAUCCGUAUGUAGUGUGUUCUUGCAGGACAGUGAGUUAUACAGAGGGGAUUAACUGGACUCUUUACUGAGAAACAAAAGACAAAUCCCCCCCCCCCAUUCCCCCCCGGUCCUCAAACAUGCCCACCGGACUCAAGUUUCCCUGUGUGAGGGAGUUGGAGUGACCAUAUGAAGUGUUUGUGCUUUGAGAGGACUGUGGUGCACUUUAACGUCAGUAAUACUUAAUCAUUAAGGCUUCAGCACUGUUAACUAACACUACAUGUGUCCAGACACUGUGGAAAAGGAUCUGUCUGUCUUUUAAGUUCAAGAUAGAUCCACUGUAAAUAUUUCAGCUCAGAUUUUCUUGUCGUUUCCGUCACCUGAAGUUCUGGGUGAAUUUACCAAGAGGAAACAAGUAUUAAGAUAAGGUUUUAGCAUGCAGUGUUUGUCCAAUAUAUAGUUUGUGGCUUGCUCUUAAAAGCAGAUGGGUCCUCACUUCUAAUAAAUACUAACAUCUUGCAUUUCUGAAAAGCCCUCUGAUGCGCUAGUAGUUCGAUGAAAGCAAGGAACAUACUCAAAAAAAAAAACAAAAACAUCAAAUAUUCACAGUGACACGUGAGUUCCUAUCGCGUGGAUCUGUCACUGUGUUUCCCGUUUUAGGAGCUUGUACGGGAGUGAGUUUGUUCUUUGUGUGAAAGCAGGACACUGAGGUAACUCCAGCCUUCAAACUACUUUUCCACCUCAGAAUCUCCUAAAAAAAAAAAAAAAAAAAAGAAAAAGAAAAAAAGAAAAAUCUCCUUCAGGGCUUUCAAA
Sphaeramia orbicularis (orbiculate cardinalfish) is the source of this 6159-nucleotide messenger RNA. Its product is annotated as F-actin-uncapping protein LRRC16A-like. The record is from RefSeq and is a predicted model, not a curated record. Gene Ontology annotation, biological process: regulation of Arp2/3 complex-mediated actin nucleation; cell migration. Lineage: Eukaryota; Metazoa; Chordata; Actinopteri; Kurtiformes; Apogonidae. Gene Ontology annotation, molecular function: protein binding. The coding region runs from base 383 to 4645 and encodes 1420 amino acids. Gene Ontology annotation, cellular component: plasma membrane; lamellipodium. The transcript is spliced from 40 exons.